UGUCUAUUAUAGUCUAAUAAUUUAAAAAAAGGGGCCUGGUCCCGCCCCCUAAUUGGUAAUGUCAUACUGAUGUACAGCUCCACAGAAAAUGUAUGAAAUCCAAGAUGUCAAUAGUGUGGAUUCAAAACUUAAACUUCACUUUAAUUGCUGCAUACUUUGCAUACAUACAUGAACUUUGACCUCUGCAUUCAACCCAUCCUAAGCAUUUUAGGAGCGGGGCUUGUUGUCUCACUCAAUGACACUUUGACAUGCAAACAAGAGGAGCGGGGGAUCGAAGGAUGAUCCACUCUAACCCCUGAUCUGCAGCCACCACAAUAUACGAAGUGCAACUCUAAUGUGACUUGAAUUGUCUCGAACCACAAAUCACUCUUUUCAAGAGUUGAGUUGGUUGACAAUUGUUAAAGUUGAGUAUUGUUUUGUUUUGACUGACUGAAUAUUCUUCAGAGAUGCUCAUUUCAACUGUUUUCACAAGCUGAGGAGCCACCUCAACUCGUGAAAACAGUUGUUAUAUGUCUUCUGUGGCUCCGGAUGGAGCAUUCUUAAGAAAGCUUGUUUUAUUUUGGCUCGGUCAUGAAGAUAGCAAUUUUCUUAGAAAGUUUGUGUUACAGAAUGGGGAAAUGGGGUUUGAAAGACGUGGGUCUUUGCCAGACAGGGAGGGUCCAACUAUGCUGUUGUUUGCCAUACUAGAGACUAAAAGUCAGGAUGUCUCAGCUUCUACUUCUUUAAUUUAUGUUUUUAUCCUUUAAUUUAUGUUUUUAUCCAUCUCUUGGGAAACAAAUUGCUGAAGUAAGCCUCUAAGAAAGUACAAGAUAGGCCCCAAAAGUUACAGUGCACCAUACGAGAACCAGCACAGGAAAACAAUUCUUUUCAGAGACCCAAAAAAUUCAGCACUGGAUUAGAGGCAAAAACACAGCAGUAGGACACAUACAUGCUGCCAACAUACAGUAUAAUGAGUGAAACAGUUUAACUGUUCUGUGGAAUCCCUAAAUUACAGGAACAGAUCUGGUCAAGAAAGGAACCACUGGGUGGCAGCACCUGUUCAUGGCAUUGUAUUAAAAUUGUAUUUAUCAGUCAUUGCACAUGGAGAUACAGUACUGAACCAAAUGUUUUAAUUUUUUACCCUUAAAUAGAGAAAAGGUUGUAUGCCAGACGUUUCAGUAGGAUUUUAAAACUUCUGAAGUUAAUACUUUAAUUAUAAUGUGGAUAUUGGAGUCUGUGAAGCCCAGUACUUAAUAACUUUUAUUGAAAGUUUUUAUUUUAUUUUUAAAUCCCAUAUAAGAGAAUAGCAGUAGUAACCUCCCUUUGAAACCAUAUGGACUUAAUUUCCCGGCGAUAUCUGCGUAGUAUCCUCCUUUAAUCUCCAGCUGUUAUCUCUUUUCUUGUACAUUAAGCUUACAGCGGUGAUGAUAAUGGAAUUGGUGAUGAAGAGGUUUGUGUGGGUGAGAGAUAAAGAGUUAAACGUGUCCGGCCUCUGCAGGCUGUGAUUGGCCCGCAGCUGCAGCGCUGGGACGGACAACAAGCCUCCGCUGCUGCGCGCACUGGAAAAGUCACUUGGUGGACGAAGCAGACUCGCGCAGGGAGGAGACUGCCCUUACUUUUUUGAAAAAUAAAAUUAGCAUAUGAAACUUCUGUUGUAAUUUAUGGAAGCAUCCGGUUUUAUUCCGCUUUUGAUUCCGUUAUUUUAUCUCGGAUACAAGCGCGUGCUGGUCUGUUAGAGGUCGGUGAAAAGUCGACCACUGUCACUUUUGAUUCAUGGGCUCAACACUGCAGCUGAAAACAUCUCUGUCAAGAGGCUGACACGGGGUUGACUUCAUUCAUUGAAUAUCCAGGUAUGUUAUCGACACAUUUAUACGGGCCCUUCCUCCUUUUUUUUUUUCAAAAUGUUCCUAUGUAUUUUUAUGCUUACAAGUGAGGAGCAUCAGUGAUUUUUUUACUAUGAGCAAAGAUAUACCAGCUAAAACAGACGUUAUCAUGAACAGUUUGCCAUUUGAGACCUCAAGUAGCUUGGUUAUUUGAAUAUUUAGUCGACAUAUAAAGGGAAUAUUACAUUAACCAGGACUUCUUAAACUGUGCCAGGGCCAGUAUGUGGACCCUACACAUGUGGAAUGUAUAUAGAUUUAUUUAAAAAAUAUAUAUUUAUAUUAAAAUUAGUUCAUUUGGGGUUCAUUAUAGACCCUAAAGUGUACCUGCACUCUAGUUUGGAAACCACUAAGGUCAACUCCAUACAAGACUUUGUCCAGCAAGAUAAAAAGGUCUUUUAGUGACAUGAAGACUGAUAUGAUAUAGAUGGUACAAUCACUGAUAUUGCCUUUGUCUAUUGUAAUGUUAUAUUUCAUUUAAGAAAGUAUUCUUUUAAUCAGUUGGCUUGAACAGCAACUAUUUUUCUCUCAAUCCUCAGAUAGCCACAUGGAGGAUAAUAUGCAUGUACCAUGUGUCAGUGAUCAUGUGUUUCUCAGAUUUAGGGGACAUGAAGUUGUCUUCGGACAGUAUGGGCGUCCUGAAGAUCAUGCUGUUCCUGUUUGAGGCUGUUUUACUGACCGACUGUGCAAGAGGACCUCCAAGGGUGUCGGAGAAGAUUGCUCACAGACAGAUGGCCCGGCUCGGGAGCGCCAUUAAGCUGACGUGUCCAGUGGAGGGAGACCCUCCGCCCCUCAUAAUGUGGACCAAAGACGGGCGCAACAUCCACAGCGGCUGGAUCCGUUUCCGUAUCCUCCGCAUGGGCCUGAAGAUCAAGGAGGUGGAGGCAGAUGACACGGGGACCUACAUCUGCAAAGCCACCAAUGGCUUUGGUAGCGUUAACAUCAACUAUACUCUCAUCGUCAUCAAUGACUCGGGUUCUGAUAAAACUGGAUCCGUGGCGGCUGAUGGAGCAGAGUCUGACCUGGGCACUGAUGGCUUGUCAGAUAAACUUGUGCGUCCACGCUUCACCCAGCCCGCUAAGAUGAGAAAGCGGGUUAUAGCUCGUCCUGUUGGCAGCUCAGUGCGGCUCAAAUGCACGGCCAGUGGAAAUCCUCGACCGGACAUUGUCUGGCUGAAGGACGACAGACCGCUGACGGAGCAGGAGGUCAGCGAGGGCCGUCAGAAGAAGUGGACUCUGAGUCUGAAGAACCUGACGCCAGAGCACAGCGGCAGAUACACCUGCAAGGUCUCCAAUCGUGCUGGGGAAAUCAACGCCACAUAUAAAGUUGAGGUCAUACAGAGGACAAACUCCAAGCCUAUUCUGACUGGCACUCACCCGGUCAACACGACGGUGGACUACGGAGGCACCACGUCGUUUCAGUGCAAAGUGAGGAGCGACGUGAAGCCGGUCAUUCAGUGGCUCAAACGCGUGGAGUCGAACGAGGAAAGCCGCUACAACUCCACCAUCGAGGUGGGAGACCACCGAUUCGUGGUGCUGCCCAUGGGGGAGGUGUGGUCCCGACCCGACGGCUCCUACCUCAACAAGCUGCUCAUUACCCGCGCCAAGGAGGACGACGCUGGCAUGUACAUCUGCUUAGGCGCCAACACCAUGGGCUACAGCUUCCGCAGCGCCUUCCUCACUGUGCUGCCAGACACGAAGCCUCCCAUCAUGCCCAUGUUCUCGCCAACCUCCAGCUCCCUCCCCUGGCCUGUCAUCAUUGCCAUCCCUGCUGGAAUAGUGUUCAUCUUUGGCACAGUGCUGUUGUGGUUUUGCCAGAGCAGAAAGCACUGUCCCCCUCCCACUGCUCCAGCUGCAGCUGCACAGGUGCUGCAGAGCUCCCACCGGCUGCCGUAUCGGGAGCGGGACAGGGGUUGCGUGGCUCCGUCCUCCAGCUCCUCCAGCCCAGACAAAGACUGCAUGAGCUCCAUGAACUAUGAGGAGUACCUGGCACAGCAGCAGCUCCUCCUCACCCAGGGAGGACCAACAAUCCCCCCUAAAAUAUACCCCAAAAUCUACACUGACAUUCACACACACACUCACUCCCACGUGGACGGGAAAGUACAUCAGCAUCAACACAUUCAUUUCCAGUGUUAGCCCAGUGCCAAACAUCCCCCACUAACUGCUCCAGUAUCUCAGAGGGACAAUGAGCUCUGGACUUGGGAGCAGCUCCUGAACGACAUUCACCCGGCAUUACUCUUUAUAGACUCUUCUCAUUGCCAGAGAUUAUUAGGAGAGUGUGCAUGAAGAAAAACAGCAGUGGCCAGUGACACACACCUUGGGUUUUUACAUCCAAACUUCCAUAUUUGGUGCUUGUUUUUUUUUUUACCUGUCAGAUUCUCACACCACUAAGAUCCAUUCAUCCUUGUUGUGCACUUAUUACAAAAAGGACAAGGACAUUUUUGCGUGUGAGUUUAAUCACAGCUAUUCAGGCCAGCUGAAAAGUCUUCCUCAGCAGCUGAAUUUUGCAUUUUCCUAUUUGAGGUGUAGCUGAAAAUGGAGGUGAGGUUUUACCUUUCACUUAUUCAGCUGCUGGAGCGCAGGGGCUCCGUAUGGUCUGCCUGGUAAUGAAGACAAAAAUGGUUCUCAAGAUUUACAAAAGGGCUGGUUUUGUGCCCUACUCAGGUAGUCUUUUUGUUUGUUGAAGAUGCAUAAUGUUUGGAACGCUGACCACUAUCCUUUACCUUUCUCCAUCCCUCGCUUUUGUUCUCUGGUAAAAGUGAUCGAGAGGAGACUGCUGGGUUUUUAUAGCAUGCAAACCUUGCCUGAGACUGCAAGGGAUGGGAGAAUUGCGUUUCCAUGAAUUGGUCUUCUUAAUCAUUUUUACUUUUUUGUGGUCUGUUCCCAUUAUCAGUCAGUAGCAUGUUGAGAUAAACCAACAGAGGAUGCCACCUUAUCAAACCACAAUGUAUGAAGUUGUAGUCAUUUAUAAUCAAAUCGUGUCUUGGAUAUUUAAUUUAUUUUGCUAAAUGUAUCAAAAUUGUAUUUUUCAGAUUGUGGUGUUUUACAUAUCUAUGUAAUGUUAUUAAAGUAUACUGUUGUGUAUAGUACGUUUUGAGUACUUUCUCACUCAGUUUAAUCACAUUUAGUUCAUGCCAAUAUUUAUGGUGUUUCUGUACUUAAUUGGUUGUAUUUGACAAUCUUGUAUGAUGUAUUUUGUU
Messenger RNA from Anarrhichthys ocellatus (wolf-eel), 5058 nucleotides. Its product is annotated as fibroblast growth factor receptor-like 1. Bases 2423 to 3994 code for a protein of 523 amino acids. The transcript has 6 exons. The record is from RefSeq and is a predicted model, not a curated record. Gene Ontology annotation, cellular component: plasma membrane. Gene Ontology annotation, molecular function: fibroblast growth factor binding; fibroblast growth factor receptor activity. Lineage: Eukaryota; Metazoa; Chordata; Actinopteri; Perciformes; Anarhichadidae.